Molecule: messenger RNA, 855 nt
Organism: Entrophospora sp. SA101
Lineage: Eukaryota; Fungi; Glomeromycota; Glomeromycetes; Entrophosporales; Entrophosporaceae
Source: the annotation of a GenBank genome assembly
AUGAGUGAACACGAAAAAGAAUUUCCCUCCAAGAAUACCAAGAGCAACGAAAAAAACCAAAUAUUUACAGAUGAUAAUGAUGAUAACAUACCAGAAAACAUCAAAGAAAUCAUAAUAAAAGAUUCAAAGAUAUUACCAAAAUUUUGGAUUGAUAAAUAUAAAAAUGAAACUUGUAAAAAUUGGGAUUUAUUCUAUAGAAGAAAUACAACAAAAUUUUUUAAAAAUCGUAAUUGGAUAGGCCGUGAAUUUAUUGAAUUGAAUGAAUCUUCAUCUCAAAAGAUUGUAUUGGAAUUAGGUUGUGGCGUAGGAAAUUUUUUAUUCCCUGUACUUGAAUCAAAUUCCAAUUUAUUUAUCUAUGCUUGUGAUUUUUCUAAAAGAGCAAUUGAUUUUGUAAAGUUAAAUCAAAAAUAUGAUGAAAAACGUUGUAAAGCAUUUGUUUGUGAUUUAACAAAAGAUUCUUUAUCACAGUAUAUAAUUAAUGAUAAAAUUGAUAUUGUGUCUGCUAUAUUUGUAUUUUCUGCUAUGCCACCUGAAAAUCAUUUAAAUGUUAUAAAAAAUAUAGCUGAAGUAACAAAACCUGGUUCGGUGGUUUGUUUCCGUGAUUAUGCAUUAUACGAUGAAACUCAAUUAAAAUUUUCCAAUAGUAAAUCAAACAAAUUACAAGACAAUUUAUAUGUUAGGCAGGAUGGUACUUUAUCUUACUUUUUUAGUAAAAAGUAUUUAAAAGAAACUUUUGAAUCUAAUAGUUUAUUUAAGAAUAUUGAUAUGGAAUACGUUUAUAGAGAAACAAUUAACAGAGCAAAAAGUUUAUGUGUUGAAAGAAGAUUUUUACAAGCGAAAUUUAUUAGAUUAUAA